This is a messenger RNA of Vitis vinifera (wine grape), 2822 nucleotides long. Its product is annotated as subtilisin-like protease SBT3. Bases 418 to 2709 code for a protein of 763 amino acids. The record is from RefSeq and is a predicted model, not a curated record. NCBI's taxonomy places the organism in Eukaryota, Viridiplantae, Streptophyta, Magnoliopsida, Vitales, Vitaceae. Gene Ontology annotation, molecular function: serine-type endopeptidase activity. The transcript has a single exon. Gene Ontology annotation, biological process: proteolysis.
GAUGAAUAUGAUUCCUAUUGAUAUAUCCACGACUCUCACCCUCUUUUUAAUUACAACCGCACGUUCUAUUUUUGUUUUUUACAUAAAAUCCAAAGUUAUAAAAAAGGUUAAAAUACAAUAGGAACAAACCUGUCAUUUGAAUAUAUGUGAAAAAAUUCCAGGGAGCUGGACCAUAUCCUCGACAAAGCGGAAGAAGACUCAUUCAGCCUUCGCAAUCCAAAGGACCACUAGCUCCGCUGCCAAGCUCAAUUAUUCAAUCAGCUGGGACAGGCCCUGGCGGUAGAAUUUUCUUAUUUCUUUUGAUAUUUGUCUGUUUUUUAAGGCUCUCGUCAUUGUCUUUCAUAACUUGACGACACUAGUGAUCAUCAUAUAACUAGGUAUCAGCGCCCAUAUGGACUCCAUUCAAGUGAAAGAACCAUGGGGUUUGAUAAUGUGGUACAUCGUCUCUACUUGAUAUUCAUUGCAUGGAUUUCGUUUACUCUCCAUUUCAGAUCAGCGUCAGGAGAGAGGUCCACGUAUAUCAUCCACAUGGACAAGUCUCUCAUGCCUAGGGCUUUUGCUACCCAUCACCACUGGUACGCCUCCACCGUCGAUUCCCUCACGACGGCUGCUUCCACAAGAUCCAACGCCGUUCAAUCCACGCCCAAGCUUAUCUACACUUAUGAUCAUGUACUUCAUGGUUUUUGCGCAGUUCUAUCCAAAGAUGAGCUGGAGAAGUUACGUAAGUCAACCGCAGGGUUUGUCUCAGCGUACAGUGACAGGACUGUCACACUUGACACCACCCACACUCUUGAGUUUCUCAAACUCAACCAAAUCUCGGGUCUAUGGCCGGCGUCGGAUUUCGGAAAAGACGUCAUUGUUGGCGUUAUCGACACCGGAGUCUGGCCCGAGAGCGCUAGCUUUAAAGAUGAUGGCAUGACCCAAAUUCCAGCAAGGUGGAAGGGAACGUGUGAAGAAGGACAAGAGUUCAACUCUUCCAUGUGUAACCGAAAGCUGAUUGGAGCUAGAUACUUCAAUAAGGGUGUGAUAGCUGCAAAUCCAGGUGUUAAUCUAACGAUGAACUCAGCUAGGGACACACAAGGUCAUGGGACUCAUACUUCGUCCACAGCUGCUGGGAAUUACGUGGAAGGCGUGUCCUACUUUGGGUAUGCCAAGGGAACUGCAAGAGGAGUUGCGCCCGGAGCCAGGGUGGCCAUGUAUAAGGCCCUUUGGGAUGAAGGCGAAUACGCUUCCGAUGUUCUUGCUGGUAUGGAUCAAGCUGUCGCGGAUGGUGUUGAUGUGAUUUCCAUUUCCAUGGGAUUUGAUCUAGUGCCAUUGUAUAAGGAUCCUAUAGCUAUAGCUUCAUUUGCUGCCAUGGAGAAGGGUGUGUUAGUUUCAUCUUCAGCUGGGAAUGAAGGCCCAUCUCUUGGGACGUUACACAAUGGAAUCCCAUGGGUGUUGACCGUCGCAGCGGGUACCAUUGAUCGUUCAUUCGCCGGCACUUUGACUCUUGGUAAUGGGUUAACCAUCACAGGAUGGACCAUGUUUCCUGCAAGUGCUUUGGUCCAAGAUCUACCUCUUGUUUAUAACAAGACUUUGUCUGCCUGCAAUUCAUCAGCACUGUUGUCUGGAGCACCUUAUGCCGUCGUUAUAUGCGACAAGGUAGGACUUAUUUAUGAACAAUUAUAUCAGAUUGCUGCGUCAAAGGUUGGAGCGGCUAUAAUUAUUUCCGACGACCCCGAAUUAUUCGAGUUAGGUGGUGUACCUUGGCCUGUUGUGAUGAUCAGCCCCAAGUAUGCAAAGGCUGUGGUUGAUUAUGCCAAAACUGCUCAUAAACCUACAGCCACCAUGAGGUUCCAACAGACCCUCCUGGAUACAAAGCCUGCGCCAGCCGUUGCUUCUUACACAUCGAGAGGUCCUUCCCGCAGCUAUCCUGGUAUCUUGAAGCCGGACGUGAUGGCACCAGGGUCAUUGGUUUUGGCUGCUUGGAUUCCAAAUUCUGAGGCUGCAAUAAUUGGAAGUUUGUCGUUGUCCAGUGAUUACAAUAUGAUUUCCGGGACAUCCAUGGCCUGUCCACAUGCUUCUGGCGUGGCUGCACUGCUGAGAGGAGCACACCCGGAAUGGAGCGUGGCUGCUAUUCGGUCCGCCAUGGUGACCACAGCAAACCCAUACGAUAAUACUUUUAAUUACAUACGGGAUAACGGAUUAAGUUUCGAAAUUGCUUCUCCUCUCGCCAUGGGAGCCGGCCAAAUUGAUCCGAACAGAGCACUUGACCCAGGUCUAAUAUACGAUGCAACUCCACAAGACUACGUCAAUCUCCUCUGCUCCAUGAAUUUCACCACCAAGCAAAUCUUAACCAUCACCAGAUCAAACACUUACACUUGCUCCAACUCAUCUCCAGACCUGAAUUACCCAUCCUUUAUCGCUCUAUACAACAACAAAUCAACGACAUUCGUCCAGAAAUUCCAGAGAACUGUGACGAAUGUGGGAGAUAAAGCAGCAAGUUAUAAGGCUAUGGUGACAGCACCGAAGGGCUCAAAAGUCAUGAUCUCACCGGCAACGCUGGCCUUCGAGAACAAGUAUGAAAAGCUGGACUACACUCUGACUAUAAAGUAUAAGAGUCACAAGGAUGGCAAGGUCUCGUUUGGCUCGCUUACAUGGGUUGAAGAUGAUGGAAAACAUACUGUGAGGAGUCCUAUAGUGGUAUCGCAAGUGGUGACACCAUGGUAAAAGCUUUCGAUCACAGACUAGCUAGUUUGGGAUUAGGUCAUGUUCCUGUUUCAUGUGAACUUCGUUCAUCUGAAUAAAAUAUGGGACCCGCGUAACAAAGAAUAUCUGCAAAA